Messenger RNA from Triticum dicoccoides, 963 nucleotides. RefSeq names its product protein EARLY RESPONSIVE TO DEHYDRATION 15-like. NCBI's taxonomy places the organism in Eukaryota, Viridiplantae, Streptophyta, Magnoliopsida, Poales, Poaceae. The record is from RefSeq and is a predicted model, not a curated record. The transcript is spliced from 3 exons. The coding region runs from base 179 to 595 and encodes 138 amino acids.
CCUUCCAUCCUAGAGAGGCCUCGGUCACACUGCUAUAAAAAUCCCAUCGUUCCCACCCACAAACCAACCCAACCCAACCCGGUCCACUAUCCAGAUCCAGAUUCUGUAUCCUGACCCUGCUCCUGCCUGCGAUCCCCAACCCCAAUCCAAGGACCAGACCAAGAGCAACAGGGAAAUCAUGAGCGCCAUGGUCGCGUCGUCGCUUAACCCGGAGGCCCCGCUCUUCAUCCCGGCAGCGUUACAGCAGGUGGAGGACUUCUCACCGCAGUGGUGGGACCUCGUCAAGUCCAGCGCCUGGUUUCGCGACCACUGGUACCACCAGCACCAGCAGCUCGACGAUAUGGCCGACUCCCUCAUCGCCUUCGAGGCCGAGGACGCCAUCGCCGUCGAGGCUUCGCAGCCGCAGCCGCAGCCGCCAGCGGCACUCAAGAUUGACGGGGUGCUCAAGGCACUGAGCCUGUCGUCCCCAAGCCCAAAGGGCGGCGACGCCCUGCGUGGCUUCUCGGAGAAGCCUAGGUACACCGAGAAGCCCACCAAGUACGCCGGCAGCCCGAGGAGCGGUGGCGCACCCCGCUUCAUCCACCAGCCUCGCUAGGUUGGGAUGCCAAGCUUAAAGAAUCGAGCAGAUCCUGCGCCUUUUCUGCCUGCAGUGAUGCAUUGCUCUGCCUUCUUCUAAUACACCAUCUGUCCCAAAAAUAAAUGUCUCAAACUUAAUACAACUUUGUACUAGCUCUAGUACAAAGUUGAGACACUUAUUUCGAGACGGAGGGAGUAGUAAGUAGUGGCGUCCGUUUGUAUAUUAUAUUAAGUAGAAAUGAAAUGACCUAAGAAAAAGGCAACAAAAUGCAACCGAUGUUUAGUGUGAUUUGCCUUGUAAGUUAUGUUGUGCCCAGUGCGUUGGACAAGAAUGUAUAGUAGAAUGCACCCUUGUUAUUGCGUGGCCAAGCAGCUUACUUUUAAUUA